Melospiza melodia melodia is the source of this 1243-nucleotide messenger RNA. It is a transcript of the gene OPLAH, whose product is annotated as 5-oxoprolinase, ATP-hydrolysing. Gene Ontology annotation, biological process: glutathione metabolic process. Gene Ontology annotation, molecular function: 5-oxoprolinase (ATP-hydrolyzing) activity. The transcript is spliced from 8 exons. NCBI's taxonomy places the organism in Eukaryota, Metazoa, Chordata, Aves, Passeriformes, Passerellidae. The record is from RefSeq and is a predicted model, not a curated record. Gene Ontology annotation, cellular component: cytosol. The annotation marks the transcript as partial.
GUACCCGGUGGUGCUGCGGCGCUUCGAGCUCCGGGCGGGCUUGGGGUACCCGGUGGUGCUGCGGCGCUUCGAGCUCCGGGCGGGCUCGGGGUACCCGGUGGUGCUGCGGCGCUUUGAGCUCCGGGUGGGCUCGGGGUACCCGGUGGUGCUGCGGCGCUUCGAGCUCCGGGUGGGCUCGGGGUACCCGGUGGUGCUGCGGCGCUUCGAGCUCCGGGCGGGCUCGGGGUACCCGGUGGUGCUGCGGCGCUUCGAGCUCCGGGCGGGCUCGGGGGGCGCGGGCCGGCACCGGGGCGGGGAUGGGGUGGUCCGGGAGCUGCAGUUCCGGGCGCCCACCCAGCUCUCGGUGCUGAGCGAGCGCCGGGCCACCAGGCCCUAUGGGAUGGCAGGGGGGCUCCCGGGGGCGCCGGGGCUGAACCUGCUGCUGCGGAGGGACGGGAGAGUGAUCAACCUGGGCGGCAAGAGCUCGGUCUGCGUGGAGCCAGGGGACGUGUUCCGGCUGCUGACCCCGGGCGGGGGCGGGUUCGGCCCCCCCGAGGACGGGGCUGGGGGCGCCCCCCGGGACCCCCCGGACCCCCAGGACCUCUGGGCCCCCCGGGACCCCCAAAACAACGCCCCAAACGCCCCAAACGCCCCAAACGCCCCAACCCCACAGGCCCCACGGACCUUCCUGGAGCGCGGCAGCGUCUUCGAGUUCCGGCAGGCGCAGGAGGCCGUGUGAGACCCCAAAACGGCUAUGGGGCACCCCAAAACGGUUAUGGGGCACCCCAAACCUGCUAUGGGGCACCCCAAACCUGCUGUGGGGCACCCCAAACCUGCUAUGGGGCACCCCAAAAUGGUUAUGGGGCACCCCAAACCUGCUAUGGGGCACCCCAAACCUGCUAUGGGGCAUCCCAAACCUGCUAUGGGGCACCCCAAAACGGUUUAUGGGGCACCCCAAACCUGCUAUGCGGCACCCCAAACCUGCUAUGGGCACCCCAAACCUGCUAUGGGGCAGGCCAAAAUGGUUAUGGGGCACCCCAGACCUGCUAUGGGGCACCCCAAAAUGGUUAUGGGGCACCCCAAACCUGCUAUGGGCCACCCCAAACCUGCUAUGGGGCAGGCCAAAAUGGUUAUGGGGCGCCCCAAACCUGCUAUGGGGCACCCCAAACCUGCUAUGGGCCACCCCAAACCUGCUAUGGGGCACCCCAAAACAGUUAUGGGGCACCCCAAACCUGCUAUGGGGCAGGCCAAACCUGCUGUGGGG